AGCAGGGGGUUGCAUAACAAAUACACAAUACUCAAAUGCAUUUUAUGGUGGCAGCCUUGCAGGCACUGACCUAUUGGCCACUUGUAUUCAAACUUCUGAAGAACCUGAGGUUGUUUGAGAUUCGCUCAGGGGGACUUUGUAUUCAAGCUUUUGUUUCAUUUAUGACAUUGCAUUCUGGGCUGCUGUUUAUAGUUAUGAUACCGUGUCUGUAUUUGUUUUAAUUUUUAUCAUCAUCAAAUAAGCAAACAAUUGCUGGAGGAAAGGACCAAAACAGCUAUCAUCCAACGUAAGAUAAUUCUGGUGUACAAUUGUGCUCUCAGCAGGUGGGGUGUCCCAAUAUCUUGCUACUUGUAUGGAAAUUUACCAAUUUCAAGGCGUGUGACAAGUAGAGUAGCCUAUGGACUUCCUUUUUCCAGCUUAGGCAUAGCCCAAAUCUAGUGCUUCCGCUAAGACUACAUACAGAAGCGUCUUUGUUCUUUGACAUCAGUAUUGCUACAUACAGAAGUGUCUUUGUCCUUUAACAUCAGUUUUGCUACAGAUUUACUAGCCACAACAAACUUAAAAGGAUUACAGGGAAGCAGAUGCACUUCUUGCCAUGUCCUGCGGCAGUCCUAGUAAUGAACGAUGAACAGUCUCUUUUGGUCUUGUCCACAUAGAAAUACUUUCGUAUUCUGGAUACUGAAUUCUUAGAUUGAAUGAGAUGUGCUAAUUGUAACGCCUUUUGAUAGACCAAUUAGAUGGGAGUCCAAGACUUCAAUUCCAACAAUUUCUUGUUGGUCCAGCGUUCUUCCAAAAAAGAAGGAAAAGAGUUAAAGGAGAGAUAAUAAAAAAGCAACAUGAUGAAUCUUGUUUCAAGACUGCCAAGCAUAUCUCGUCGCCAAACUAUUGAAACAAAGAUGGGUGACACCAUCCUUCGCCCCGUCGUAGAAGUCACUGUGUCCAAGGUGAUUUCUGUUGCUUCUGAUCAGCUCAAUUUAGCACUGGGAUGGAACCAGGACCUGCAAAAGUUUUGUAGUAUGAUGGAGAUGCUCCGAGGUGUGUUGCAAGAUGCAGAUGCAGAUGAAAAGAAUGUCAGUGGCCGCCGCUCUGGUCUGAAAUGCUGGCUCCAGCAGCUUCGAACAGUUGCAGAUGAAGCUGACGAUAUACUGGAGGAGGUCGUUUAUGAAAAUAUGCGGCGUCAGAUGGUAGUUCAGAAAUCAAAGUGGAGAAAGGUCAGGUACUUCUUUACUCGAUCUGACCCCCGGGCCUUGGUAUUUCGCCUGAACAUGGCUAAUAAAGUUAAGAAUUUGAAUAAAAGCCUUGCUGAUAUCAAUCGCUUGGCUAAUCAUUUGGGGCUGCAAUUCAAACAUGCAAUCAAGGGUGCUGGACCCUGGGAAAGACCAGCCCCAGAGACUCACUCUUUUCUUCCAUCAAGAGUUUUUGGAAGAGAGGAAGAUGUCUCUAAAAUUGUUAGCUUAUUGGUUGAUUCAAGUAAUCAGCAUGAUCUCCCUGUCAUAACAAUUGUGGGAAUGCCAGGCCUUGGCAAAACUACUUUGGCGAGGGCAGUGCUUGAAAAUGAUAAAAUAGGUGAACAUUUUGGCAAAAAUAAAAUGUGGGUUUGUGUGUCUGAAAAUUUUAAUGUCAAAAGGAUUUUAGUGGAGAUGUUGAAAUCUAUUAGCGGAAGUGGUAGUGGUGAUAGGGAUGUUGGAAGCAAUGAUAAUGUGAUGAAGGAUAUUCAAAACAAGUUGGAGGAGAAAAAUUAUCUUCUCAUACUAGAUGAUGUCUGGAAUGAGAAGAGACUAAAGUGGGAGGAGUUAAGGAAUUGUUUGUUAGGCAUAAGUAGAAGUAAGGGGAGUAGGGUGCUUGUGACAACCCGACUUGAAAAUGUUGCAUCACUAAUGACAGUUACUGAUGAACACAUCUGUCAUCCUAGGCAAUUAAAUGAAGAUGAGUGCUGGGCUAUAAUCAAGCAGAGAGCAUUUGGAGACAAUUCGGUACCUGAGGGGUUAGAGAGAAUAGGAAAACAGAUUGCUAAAAGUUGUAAAGGUGUUCCACUAGUUGCAAGUAUUAUAGGGGCUACUUUGCAGAAAAAGAGGGACAUAAGGGAGUGGCAAGCAAUUACAGAGAAUUGUGUUUGGGAUUCACUGGAAAAGGAGGAGGGGAUCUUGGAUAUAAUAAAAUUCAGCUAUGAUCGCCUGCCCACGCUAGCUUUGAAGCAAUGCUUUGCGUUUUGUUCCAUUUUUCCUAAGGAUUUUGUCAUGAAAAGGGACAUAUUAAUUCAACUUUGGAUGGCUCAAGGAUUUCUUGAAUCACCUGAAGAAAGUAAUACAGCAGCGGAAGAUAUUGGUGACAAAUAUUUCAAAUAUUUGUUAUCAUAUUCCCUAUUUCAAGAGGAAUGGAGGGAUAAUGUAACUGGGAGUGUUGAAUCUUGUAGGAUGCAUGAUUUGAUUCAUGAUUUUGCCCAGUUAAUUUCAAAAUCUGAGACACUGAUUGUUGAGGAGUGGCCUAGGAGCAACAAUUCUCGUGAUGUUAAGCAUUUGAAUCUAAUUGGUAGGAGGGAAAUGGUGCCAACAGUUUUAGGAGAUGUUGCCAAAAAGUUGCAGACAUUGUUUUUCGAGCAUGGUUUUUCUAGUGGUGUACAAGUGGAUUUUAAAAGGUUACGGGUUCUCAGCCUUAAUGCUGCUUUUGAUGCAAAACAAUUGCCAUCAUGCUUUGGCAACUCAAAGCGCUUGAGGUAUUUGGACAUUUCAAGAACUCAAAUAGAAGAACUACCCAAGUUCAUCACCAAGCUAUACAAUUUGCAAACAUUUAGAUUCAUGGACUGCUAUUCUCUUAAAAUGCCUCCAGGAGGAAUAGGAGAUUUAAUCAACUUGAGGCAUAUUUAUUUCAAUGAUGAAGAGCGUAUGCCUGCAAACCUUGGGAGCCUAACCAACCUACAAACAUUGCCAUUGUUUUUUGUAGGUACAACAGAAGGACGUAAAAUUGAAGAAUUGGGAAGCUUAAGAGAACUCAAAGGAAGACUAGAGGUCCGUAAGCUUGAGCUUGUUAAAGGCAAAUCAGAAGCCAAGAAAGCUAAAUUACAUGAGAAGGCAGUUGAUGUGUUGCAAUUAUGCUGGAGAAAAGAAGGCAAUCGUGAUAAAUUAGAUGAAGAUGUCUUGGAAGGCCUCCAGCCUCAUUCAAAUAUAAGAAUAUUAAGUAUUGAAGGCUAUGGAGGUAGAAAAUUGGCAUCAUGGAUGUUGAAGAACAGUGAAGAAUUGUUGUUACUCAACAAUUUGGUGGAGCUGAGAAUUAGCAAUUGCAGGAUGCUAUAUAGAAUUCCGAAUAUCAAUGGCUUUUCUUCUCUUCAGCGGCUUUAUGUUUCGAAUUGUGAUCAAUUAACUAGUAUGGGUGAUGAUGAUGGGCUGGUACUUACAUCGAUGUCUAUCAAAGAAUUAUCCAUAGCUAGGUGUACAAUGUUAGAAAGAUUUUUGGUUAGUGAAUUAUCAUCUCUGGAGAAACUCACGAUUGAGGAUUGCUGGGUGAUAAAUAGCAUAGGAGAUAGCCUAUCAAGCUCCAAGUGUCUCAAACAAUUAUAUUUGCGAAGGUGUCCUGAAUUGAAGUUUAUUCCAAGUCUAGAAGGGUUUGUCUGUCUGAAAACAAUAGCUAUUUGGUGUUGUGAUGGAUUAGAGUGUCUACCAACUGGACUCUCAUCUUGCACUGCUUUGGAGGAAUUGCAGAUAGGGAAUUGCUAUAAUUUGGUCUCAAUUCCAGAAGAAUUGAAACAGUUACGAUCUCUUGUUAAGUUGGAUAUUCAGGAAUGUCAAAAAUUGAAGUUUAUUUCAAGUUUAGAAGGACUUGUCUCUCUGAAAACAGUAGCUAUUUGGUUUUGCCAUGGAUUAGAGUGUCUACCAAGUGGGUUCUCAUCCUGCACUGCUCUGGAGGAAUUGCGGAUAUUGAGUUGCUUUAAUUUGAUCUCAAUUCCAAAAGAAUUGAAACAGUUACGGUCUCUUGUUAACUUGGACAUUGAGGGAUGUCAAAAAUUGAAGUUUAUUCCAAGUCUAAAAGGACUUGUCUCUUUGAAAACAGUAGCUAUUCGGUUUUGUGAUGGAUUAGAGUAUCUACCAAGUGGCCUCUCAUCCUGCAUUGCUCUAGAGGAAUUGCUAAUAUGGAACUGCUGUAAUUUAAUCUCUAUUCCAGAAGAAUUGAAACAGUUACGCUUGAAGAAAUUAGAGCUUGGCCUUUUCUCAGAAGAGCUGGAGGAAUUCCCAAAUUUGAGUUCCACUUUCACUCUGGCCCCCCUUGAAGUGUUGCGUUUGGAAGGAUGGGGGGAAUCACUAACUCUACCACAUCAAAUUCAACGCCUCACUGCUCUCAGGGACUUAACCAUCAAAAGCUUCAAUGGAGUGGAAGAAGCUUUAUUGGGAAACCUUUCUUGUCUUAAAACACUUCAAAUUAGGGAUUGUACUCGGUUAAGGUGUCUAUUAGGUGGGCUAUCAUCUCUUGAGAAACUAGAGAUAACAGAGUGCCCCAAUCUGGUCUCUUUUCCAGGAGAGUUGAAGGAAUUGCGUUCUUUAGAAAUUUUAGGUUGUCCAAAAUUGGUGGGCUUCCUAGAGAAGAGUCUUGGCUGCUGUAUUAGGUUGAAGAGAUUAGAGAUCGGCCCUUUCUCAGAAGAGCUGGAAGAAUUCCCAAGUCUAAGUUCCAUCCACACCUCCCUUGAAGUUUUGGCCCUGAGGGGAUGGGAAAAACUAACUCACCUCCCACAAAUUCAACACCUCACUGCUUUAAAGCGGUUAAAUAUAUACAACUUCAGUGGAAUGGAAUCUUUGCCAGACUGGCUUAACAACUUGUCCUCCCUUCAACGACUUGAAAAUUGGAACUGCCCAAACAAGUUAAAGGAAAGAUGCACCAAGGGAAGCGGUCCUGACUGGCACAAGAUUUCUCAUAUUCCAUACAUCCUAAUAGAUGGGGAGUUCAUCCAAUUCCAAUCCAAAUACUGAAGCAAAGAGAUGGAAUGAUGAUUUCUAGAAUUCAGAACUGCACUCCUAUAAGCUUCAACGUUGAGCCGGUCAAGCCUUAAAUAUAGCUUCGAUCCCAAAGUAUUAGUAUUAUUAUUGUUUUUAUCUUUUAACUUCAACUUAUAUUAAAGUUAACUAUCAAUUGAAUGGGCGUUCACUAAUUAUUUUGCAUUGAUCGUUGACUCUAACUCUUAACAGAUCAUCGUCAAAUAAGCAAGCAAUUGCUGGAGGAAAAAACCAAAACAGCUUUCAUCCAGUGUAAGAUAAUUCUGGUGUACAAUUGUGCUCUCAGCAGGAGGGGUGUCCUAAUAUCUUGCUACUGGUAUGGAAAUUUACCAAUUUCAAGGCGUGUGACAAGAAUAGAGUAGCCUAUGGACUUCCCUUUUCCAGCUUAGGGAUAGCCCAAAUCAUCCAAUGCUUCUGCUAAGACUACAUACAGUAGCAUCUUUGUUCUUUGACGCCAUUGUUGCUACAUGCAGAAGCGUCAUUGUUCUUAUGACAUCAGUAUUGCUACAGAUUCACAGGCCACAACAAACUUAAAGGAUUACAGGGAAGCAGACGCACUUCUUGGCCAUGUCUUCCUGCUGCAAUCUUUGUAACGAACAAUGAACAGUCUCUUUGAUCUUGUCCACAUGGAAAUACUUUUGUAUUCUGGGUACUGAUUCUUAGA
Molecule: messenger RNA, 5643 nt
Organism: Rubroshorea leprosula
Lineage: Eukaryota; Viridiplantae; Streptophyta; Magnoliopsida; Malvales; Dipterocarpaceae
Source: the annotation of a GenBank genome assembly